This is a messenger RNA of Varanus komodoensis (Komodo dragon), 2219 nucleotides long. It is a transcript of the gene ARL6, whose product is annotated as ADP ribosylation factor like GTPase 6. Gene Ontology annotation, molecular function: GTP binding; GTPase activity. The record is from RefSeq and is a predicted model, not a curated record. NCBI's taxonomy places the organism in Eukaryota, Metazoa, Chordata, Lepidosauria, Squamata, Varanidae. Gene Ontology annotation, biological process: protein localization to cilium; vesicle-mediated transport; intracellular protein transport. The coding region runs from base 367 to 927 and encodes 186 amino acids. The transcript has 8 exons. Gene Ontology annotation, cellular component: axoneme; cytoplasm.
UGGAAGGGAAGGGAGGAAAAAUCUUUUCUAAGGGAACUGUGCGUUGGAAUAUAAUUGUGCGUGCUCCACGCAGCCUACGGUCCGCCCUCUGCUUCGGGCAAUAGCGAUCUCUUGAGCUGGAGGACCAUCGAAAGCACCACCGAAAGGAGAGGAAAAGCGAGCCUUCCCCGCGGAAGUACGCGAUUCCAUCUCCUAGGUAACCAACAACGCAGGCGUCUGGCCGCGAGCGAGGUGGGUGCCCGUCCGAGGCCCGGCUGCAGGCGGCAGCUUCGGUUGCCUUUGCGAGGAAGCCUGGUGGCUCUUUCUCCGAGGAAGAGGGAUACUCUACACAAAUACAGGAAUUGGCAGUGCCAUUCAGACAAAAUUAUGGGAUUAUUUGACAAGCUAGCAGGCUGGCUUGGCCUGAAGAAAAAAGAAGUUCAUGUUUUGUGCCUUGGGUUGGACAAUAGUGGCAAAACAACAAUUAUCAACAAGCUGAAACCAUCUAAUGCUCAAGCUCAAGAUAUUGUUCCCACAAUAGGAUUCAGUAUAGAAAAAUUCAAGACAUCAAGUUUGUCAUUCACCGUAUUUGAUAUGUCAGGUCAAGGCAGAUACAGAAAUCUCUGGGAACACUACUAUAAAGAUUGCCAGGCCAUUAUUUUUGUCAUUGACAGCAGUGACCAACUAAGAAUGGUUGUAGCCAAAGAAGAGCUUGAAACUCUCAUGAAUCAUCCAGAUCUUAAACAUCGCCGAUUACCAAUUUUGUUUUUUGCAAACAAGAUGGACCUCAGGGAUGCUGUUUCAUCUGUGAAAGUCUCUCACUUAUUGGCCCUGGAGAAUAUCAAAGAUAAGCCAUGGCAUAUCUGUGCUAGUGAUGCUCUUAAAGGAGAAGGAUUGCAAGAAGGUGUAGACUGGCUUCAAGAUCAGAUCCAAGUAAUGAAGAUGUGAAAAACUAAUGAGUGAUGAAAGUGACAUGAAGAUCAUUUGUAGAUGUGCAUGAGGAACCUGAAGAUUAAAACUAUUUUAGGUCUGUUUGCUCCCUUCUGCUGGCUUUGUAAAAGCCCAUAAAAGGUAAAAUGUUUUUUGUCUGAAAACGUACUAGCUUAAAAGCACAUUCACGAUGCUGACCAAAACUUAACCUGAGGUCAGAACAUUGCAGUCAUUGUAUGCAAUCUAAAAAUUCUGGUGUUUUUGAGUUACAGACUCAAGAAUAGACAACUUACGGUCAUAACAAUAUGGCUUCCUAAGAGCUUCUCAUUGUGUCUACUAUUCAUAAAUGUUCAUUGUGUUUGUUUGCACAUUACACUAAGCCGUGAUUCGGAGGGAGAUGCAGACGGAAGAAAUUACCAUGUGCAUCAAGCUCACAUGUUCCCUCCUUUCCAUUCCAACUUGGGCAGCUUGUCCUGAAUCUGGGCAUAUUCUGCUCACUUUGAGAACAAGCCAACUUGAAACCGUGGCAGCUAACCAGUGUUCAUUACAAGCCACAAUCCCUGGUCUUUGUGACAUGACAAGAUUCAAGGAAGCAAAACUAAAUGCUGCCAGAUAAAUCCUCUCAUGUGAGAGGUAUACAAGCCCAAGAUGUACUCGUACAUUGACUAUGUUCACAUGGCAUGCUAAGCCACGCUGCAAAUAAGCUGUGCAGUGUGGGUUGUUCUUGGAACAAUCUGUAGUGUCAGGUGACUGGGCACACUGUGGUUUGUUCUCUGUCUCCUUCCUCUUUGGUCUGGCAGUUGUUUGACCAGAGUCCUUGAUGACAGAACUUGUAUUCUUUCCUUACAGAAUAGUACUCCAUGCCCUUCACCUUUUCAGCACUUCCUUAAGUAUCCAGCUAUUCCAGAAAGGAGAGAUACUAACUCUGCUACCAUCAAUUUUCACAGCUCUUUUUCUGUAGUUACAGAAAAAUUCACAAUUCACGAACAAACAACUGAGAUGGGUUGUUCUACCAUGCAAGCCCAGUCAUUUUAGCAAAACAUGCAGCCUUGUGUGCUGUAUGCUGCAUGUGGUGCUCAACUAAGAUCUUGCAUGACAUGUGAACUUGGUUAUUACAAUGGACCUUUACCAGAAUAACAAUACUUUUAUCUUAUACAAAAAAUAAACAAUACCAUUUUAUUUCUUCCAUACAUACUUUAGUUACAUGUCAACUAUAGUUUUUAUAAGCAAUCAUGGAUAUUUAUGAAUUAUUUGCUCCUCAUAUAUGAUGAAUUAUGUGUCCUGUAACAGAUGAAACAAUAUUUUGAUAA